Molecule: messenger RNA, 3064 nt
Organism: Drosophila bipectinata
Lineage: Eukaryota; Metazoa; Arthropoda; Insecta; Diptera; Drosophilidae
Product: WD repeat-containing protein 26 homolog
Biological process (GO): proteasome-mediated ubiquitin-dependent protein catabolic process
Cellular component (GO): GID complex
Molecular function (GO): protein binding
Source: RefSeq, a predicted model, not a curated record
GUUUCAUCAUCAGAUUUGUAUGUAUAUUGUGUCCGUUCGUCUUUGUUUUUCAAUUGCAAGUCCGUCAAUUAACAAAUGUUACUACGAUUCCCAUUUGCGGUCGUAGAACGUCGGGGAAUUGCUAUCAGCGUGUGCUAUCAACUGCCAGAAACGGAGCCGUAAUCACGCUGAUACCCUUUGCGGAAUCGCCAACAAAGGCCUCCUAGGCCCAUCAGGUAGCGUCGACAGAUUCGGAAGGCACUCGGUCAAGAUUGAGGAGAUCUCGAGGCUGAGGCUAAGGCUGAGCCAGAGGCAGAGGCAGGAGCUGCUUGUUGCUGUGCGGUUCGCAAAGGACUCAAAAUUGAUAGAAACAACAAAAAGGCUGCUGCAACUGGUGCCUCUUCCGAGGACCAGCCGCCGCGCAAAAAGGGUCGUCGCUCAGGAGGCUCUUCGUCCUCAUCCUCGUCCGUAUCCGUUUCCGUUUCUGUUUCCCCAGCCGCAGGAUCAAUAGAUGCAGCAUCUACGUCAAGAGCGGCCCAACAGUUACAGCAGCAAUUGAACACUAACUCGACCGGCACACCAGGAAAUACACGAAUCCGAAAAUCGACCUCCCCCCCAGAAGGAAGCAGUAACAAGAAAAGACACAGGGACAACCACAGCAGCAGUGCUCGACCCAGCAAUUGUGGACCGAUCAUGCAGAGCACUACUUCUACGUCGAGCGGCUCCUGCUCCCGGCCAUCAGAGGGUUCAGCCCUAAAUUCCGGGGGCAGUGCCGAAAAUGUUGCAUCCGGCAGUAACGAUGAGAGCGCAGGAAUCGGUAUCGGCGAUGAGAAUCCCUCCGGCAGCAGUGCUGCCACCAACGGUCACGACGCCAAACACAAUGGGUUCCUUGUGAACAACAACGGCAGCAGCAGUUGCAUCGUCGAUGGUGAAAACAAUCGGGAAAAUACUAGCUACAGUGGCGUGCAACUGGACAAGUCCAAUCAGGAGAUCAUUCGGCUGAUCGGGCAGUACUUGCAUGACGUCGGCCUGGAUAAGUCAGUCAAAACCCUAAUGGGAGAAUCCGGCUGCUACUUGGAGCAUCCGUCGGCCACCAAGUUCCGUGAGCAUGUACUCAUGGGCGACUGGGCAAAAGCUGACUCGGAUUUAAAGGACUUGGAACCACUUAUCGACAAUGGAAAACUCUCAACGAUCACCGAAAUGAAAUUCAUCCUGCUGGAGCAAAAGUAUCUGGAGCACCUAGACGACGCAAAUCCACUCGAAGCCUUGCAUGUGCUACGCAGCGAGCUAACACCGCUGCAGCACAAUAUAUCGCGGGUGCAUCAGCUGUCCUCGUACAUGAUGUGCUCGACUAACCAGGACCUCUACCAGAGGGCCAAGUGGGAGGGCAAAGGUAUCGUGUCUCGGGCACUUGUAAUGGAACGCCUGCAGUCUUUUAUGCCGCCAUCGGUGAUGAUGUCGCCACGCAGGUUGAAAACACUGCUGCAGCAGGCCGUUGAGCUGCAGAGCCAGCACUGCCCCUGCCACGACAUGGCCUGGGAGACCAAUCUGGGGACUGUGUCGCUCCUAACAGACCAUUGUUGCACUACGGACGGCUUCCCCAUGCAGACCAUACAGAUUCUCACCGACCACUGUGACGAGGUCUGGUUCUGCAAGUUCUCGCCAGACGGCCUGAAGCUGGCCACCGGCAGCAAGGACUCGACUGUGAUCAUCUGGGACGUCGACCCCUACAAGCUCACCCUCAAACACCGGCGUGUUCUCGACGGUCAGGCGCAGCUCAGCGUAAGCUUUGUCAGCUGGAGUCCCGACUCAAAGCUCAUCCUCGUCGGCGGCACCGAGGACUCCCACGAACUCUACAUUUGGAACGUCGACGAUGGCAAACUGGUGGUCAAGUUCUCUCAGUCUCUCGAAGACAGCUUGGCCUGCGGUGCCUUUAGUCGCGACGGCAGCCGUUUCGUCUGUGGCGGCCAAAAAGGUCAGCUCUACCUGUGCGACCUUAACGGCACCAUUGUCGAUUCGUGGGAGGGCGUGCGGGUGAACAGCAUAGCCUUCCGGGCGGACAACAAGACUAUUUUGGCGGCUGAUAAUCAUUACCGUAUAAGAGGGUAUAACUUUGAUAACCCGCGUACAGACUUUGAUAUUCUGAGGGAGCCGCAUCCAAUUAUGACCUUUAGCAUCAACUCGGCUGACCGUCUAGCUUUGCUAAAUGUCUCCAACCAAGGCCUUCAUUUGUGGGACAUUGAGGACAAGUGUCUGGUGCGCCGAUUCCAGGGUAUAAGGCAAAGUAACUUUGCCAUACACUCUUGCUUUGGCGGUGUAAACGAGAGCUUUGUAGCCAGCGGAAGCGAAGACAAAGUUGUUUAUAUUUGGCACAUCAAGCGCGAGGAGCCGCUUGCCAAACUAGCUGGCCACACCAAGACAGUCAACUGCGUGUCUUGGAAUCCCGUUUACCCGUCCCUAUUGGCCAGCGCCAGCGAUGACGCCACCGUCAGGAUCUGGGGACCCAAGCCGAAUGGAAGUAGUGCAACGACUGAGAGCGACGACUGCUCCUCGAGCUCGUCCUCGUCUUCGUGGAAUAUGACUUAAGACCGUAAGAGCAUAGUAAAUGGAUGUGCAAAGGGAUGGAUAUUGGAUGCUGAUUUAGGUUUAGGCGCCCAGAUUUCGAUUGCGACUUCGAUUUCGAUAUCGAUUUGGAUAUAUAAUGCAGAAGGUGGUGUCCCGCUCUGCUACAAACUGCCAUUACAACAAUAUGUAUGAGCAGCAUGACUUACGAUUAGCAUUAAUUACUUAAGUACAUUCAUACGAAUGGAGAGGCAUAACAUCAUAUCUACUAUGCUAUAACCACAAAUCAAUUCGAUUCGUUCUCAGAUGUCUUUUUUAUGUACCAAUUAUGUACCCCGGUCUAUAUUACCGACGACUGUUCUCGGGCUUUUUAUCUAACGAAAAGUUGAUCGAUCUGCUUGGUUCUAAAUUCAUUGCCAUUUGAUUCGUUCUCUGCAGUUUCCAACAUAUAGUAUGUAACACAAUUUGACGUAUUUCAUAACCAACAGAUACAAUAAAAAUAGUUCUAUAUAUGUUUUUAAAA